AUGGCUCGCACACACAUGUACCUUGUAAAAGUUGGAGUGGAUCCAAGGAGGCUACGAUUCAGACAACAUUUAGGAAAUGAGAUGGCUCAUUAUGCGCAGGACUGCUGGGAUGCGGAGAUUUUGACUAGUUACGGAUGGAUCGAAUGUGUUGGUAAUGCUGACCGGUCUUGCUAUGAUCUUACGCAACAUUCCAAAACCACAAAUGUUAAGCUUACCGCUGAGAAGAAAUUGCCUGAACCAAAAUCUGUGAAUGUUGUGGAAGCAGCGCCGAACAUGGCCGUAUUAGGUAAAGAAUUCAAGAAGGAUGCCAAGAGGAUACAAGCAGCUCUUGCACAACUGCCUGAAGAUCAAGUAGAAGCUUUGGAAAAGGAGCUGAAGGCCAACGGUUCAUACAAGCUAAAAGUUGACGCUGACGAGUUCAAGUUGACUGCAGCUAUGAUAACUGUGAAACGAACUACUAAAAUGGUCCAUGUGGAGGAGAUCACACCUUCUGUAAUUGAACCUUCCUUUGGUAUUGGACGCGUCAUGUACUCAUUCCUGGCCCUCCGACCGUUAGUAGCGCCAAUCAAGUGCUCCAUUCUUCCUAUCUCAGCGAAUGAGAGACUUAAUCCAAUUAUCGAAGCAGCACGAGAAGAGCUGGCUCGUUAUGAUCUCACCUACCGUGUG
Cylicostephanus goldi is the source of this 666-nucleotide messenger RNA. The record is from the annotation of a GenBank genome assembly. Lineage: Eukaryota; Metazoa; Nematoda; Chromadorea; Rhabditida; Strongylidae.